Messenger RNA from Pseudonaja textilis, 7028 nucleotides. Lineage: Eukaryota; Metazoa; Chordata; Lepidosauria; Squamata; Elapidae. The record is from RefSeq and is a predicted model, not a curated record.
CCCGCCCCGGGUGGCGUGUUUUCAUCUCAGGUCCCCGCCCCCUUUCAACGUCACCCGCGAGGCCUGCCGAGCGACCAAUCAAAGGAGGGGAAAGGGGAGGCGCGGCCAAUGAGCGAGCCCGUCGGCCAGCGAGUCGGGCCUGGAGAGUAAAAGAAGCCGAACACGGAGCCGGGGAAUCGCGUGAUUGGAGUGGCCGGGCAAGGUGCCACGGGUGGCGGCGGCAGCGGCGGCCACCUCCGAAGACGACGAUAGCCCGCACCGCCUCUCUCUCAUCAUGUCCAGCUGGUUCUUCCCGUGGUCGAGCUCCAUCAAGAAGCGGGCCUGCCGCUACCUGCUGCAGCAUUACCUGGGCCACUUCCUGGAGGAGCGGCUCGGCCUCGAACAGCUUAGCCUCGACCUCUAUGCGGGCGCCGGGCGCCUUACCCGCCUCCACCUCGACGUCUGGUCCGUGAAUGAGUUCCUGGAGUCCGUGGGCGCCCCGUUGGAGAUCCUGGAUGGCUUCAUCGACAGCAUUGCCGUCACCAUCCCCUGGUCUGCCUUAGUCACCGAGAACUGCACUGUGGAAGUCAGUGGGCUGCAGGUCACCUGUCGGCCCAAAUAUCGCCAAGGUCAUGCUGGCUCAGAGUCGCAAAGCUGGGCUUCGUGCAUGACCACCUCCAUGCAGCUGGCUCAGGAGUGCUUGAAGGAGCAGGCGGAGGAGCCUUCGGACACCAGCCAGCCCCUGGAGGGCUUGGAAAUGUUUGCCCAAACCAUUGAAACAGUUCUGAGAAGAAUCGAAGUGACUUUCUUGGACACGGUGAUACGCGUGGAACACACCCCCAGAAGCCGGGAGGCGCCCGGUGUGGCCCUGGAAAUUCACAUCCAAAGGCUGGACUACUGCGACGAAGUGGUGCGGGACCCCGGGCAGGCGCUUGCUGUCGACAUCCACCAGCCUCCACCCUUUCUGCAAAAGAUCCUCCAGCUGAGCGGCCUCUUGCUUUACUAUGAGGAAUUUGGUGAGGGCAGCGCCCGGGGCACGAAGGAGGCCGAGCCGUGCGAUUCUGGCGGGGAAGAGGCCGGAUCCAGCCCUCUGCUUCAGAUUGGAAGCUGCUCCGGAUACACCGAGAUGCGGAUUAAGCUCAAGCAAAACGAGGCCUUCCCUGGAGCUAAGCUGGAGUUAGAUGGAAAGAUCGGAUCUCUGCACCUGCUGCUGGCUCCUCGGCAGAUAUUGCUCCUGACGGAUCUUCUCUCAUCCCUGAACUUGUCCGAAUCCGGCGUUCUGCAGGAGCAGCUGAGCAAAAACCGCCCUCUGGAUUCCGAGGAUCUGAAGCUGAUUGAGCAAGACCUCAGCCAGCAGCUGCAUUCGGGGUUGGGAUCGGCCCCGGCACAUCUGGAGGGCCUGGUGGCCGGAGCGGAGAACGGAGAGAUGUUCUUCUCCAUGGCACCCAUGACGAGCAGCGUAGCGUCUCUGCGUUCGGUCAGCGACCUCUCAGAUCUGGAUUCGUCGGUCCACAGUGACAUGAGCACAACUCCCUUGCAGCCUCCAGCCUUCGCCCUGGGGCUGAGCCCCCGGCGUUACCGACGGAUGCCGUUUGCCUCAACCCUGCCAGGCCUCAAUAAGAUGCCAAGCAAGCCCUCCCCCUUGCCACCCCCCUCCUUGGACAGCCAGCGUCCCGAGAUGCUGCUGCGGGUGACUGUCGGGGGGCUGACCUUGACCUUGCUCCAUCAGCCACCUGGGCUUUUCCCGUCGGAUAUCCUUUCCCUCGCCGUUGCUCAGCGAUUCUUCUCCCAGCUGGGGGCCCUGAAGGACGCAGCCUUCGGAGGCCGGGAUUUCCAUCCCUUGCGCCGCUGCUUCGAGGAGGCCAUCCCACGGAGCCAUGUCAGGCUGACGGGGGCUGCAGUCCAACUCACCUGCGAGCACAAGGCUUCUAAGCAGCUGCGUGGGCUCAACUGGGACACCUCCUUCGGCCUUCUGGAGAUCUUGGAGUGCCUUUGGCCAGCCAGCAGAAGGACGGGGAAACCCGAAUACACUCAGCUGCUGGUCUUUCCCACCCCGGGACCCGUCCCCUACAGCCAGGCGCCUCAGCCCUGCGCACGGAUCCGGUCCAAGCACUUGGAGAAGCUGCCGUCCUCCAAGAGUGGCCUGGCCAAAGGGGCCUCGUCCAAGCUGACGGUGGACUUGGCGGUCGAGCUGGCUGAGUUCCUCUCGGAAGUGGACCUGGGCACCCUGGAUCGCCUCUGCUCCCUCUUGCAGCCCACCGUGGUGCCGUCCCGGCCGGGGGGCUACCCUCCCGAAGAACCCAUGCCAGGUUUCCCCCCGGCUGCCCGAUGGCAGGCCAACGUGCAGCUGGUCGCCCCCAGAGCGUCCCUGCUCCUCCAGUUCCCCAUCCCAGACCUCCGCCCCUGGACGGAGAGGCGCGCCUGGGCUGAGAAGGCGGUGCGCAGGGAGCACUUGCGGCUGGACCUGGCCGGCGUCGAGGUGCGCACGGAUUUGGAGCCGACGGGGCCCACCAGGUUAGAAGUCACCCUGACCGACUUGCACGGCAUUUAUGAAGAUGGUGAGAUGCUGUCGGUCCCUUGUUUUCGGGUAGGCAAAGCCCCGGAUUUACUGGCCAGAGGCAUCGGGAAGAAGUACCUCCUUCCUAAGCUCAUCUUGACCUUCUGCCCAAUACCCACCGAUGCCCCUUGGGAUUUGGUGCUGGCGGCCGCCGAAGAGGUGGAGCUGUCGACGGUCGAAAGCCCCUGUGAGCUGAAGCAGCCGGAGCCGUCGCCCUUCUCCUCCAAACGGACGAUGUACGAGACGGAGGAGAUGGUCAUCCCCGGGGACCCCGAGGAGAUGGCGGAGUUCCAGAACGAGACGUUGGCCGCCUCCCGCUACACCCUGGAGUUGACCUUCCCCACCGUUCACAUCUUCUUGCCGAGCAAGAAGUUCUACGAGAGCAUCUACAACAGGAUCAAUAAUGACCUCCUGAUGUGGGAGCCCCUCGGCCCCCUCCCGAGCCCCACGGACCCUCCAGGAGGGGCCAGGUCUGCAUCCCCCUUUGCCCCCGAUGGGCCCUCGCCCGCCCACUGGCCGGAGAGCUUCCAGAUGUGCAAGUCGGCCUUUAAAUUGGAUUCGGACUCGGACGAUGAUGACUCCCACUUCUACUCGGCGGACAAGACGGGCACACAGCAAAAAAGAGGGGAGCUGAGGAACCCCUUUUCCCUCAGCUGCAUCUCUGUCGUGCUCCGGGUGGGCCAGGGACGCAUUACAGCGCUCUGCAACGCCAAAGGUGAAGGAGGCAAGAAGCUGGAAACGGCUCAUGGGGAACUCGUCUUGGAUGUGGAGAACGGGAGCCUCUUCAGUGUCUCGCACUACAAAGGCCGCGAGGACAUUGGCUACUUCUGCAUCGAGGCUGAGAAGGUGGCACUUUAUCACAAAGCUGUCGUGGAGGACUAUCUUACAGCGGAGCACCUGGAGAUUCCCAACUUCCUGCCCCCCGACGGGCUGCACCCCACCAUCUAUGCCUCCCAAGAGGGCCCCAUUAGCUGGCCUCUGGGGCCCAAGAAGGACAGCCCCUUCAAGAUGUUGUCCGUGGCCAUUCAGAUCAACCUGGAUCUGGAGAAGAACAUAAAGGAAUUCCUGGUGACGCUGCGCCUCGAGGGUGCCACCAUACGGCACCGCAUGGCACUGGCCCACCAGAGCUGGUACACGCAGUUGAUCGACUUCCUGGACGUUCUGGACGACCCCAUCCUGGGCUUCGUGCCCCCCGCCAUCAUCACAGUUUUGCACACCCACCUCUUCAACUGUGCCGUGGAUUACAGGCCUCUCUACUUGCCCCUCCGGGUGCUCAUCACCGCUGAGACCUUCACCCUCUCCAGUAACAUCAUUGUGGACACCUCGGUCUUCCUCCUUCGGUUCAUUUUGGAUAACUCCACGCUGUUCCUCUCCAACAAAUGUGAAGAAGAGACGGGUGACCUGAACAAAGAUUAUGUUUGCGUGGUGGAAGUGGAUCUCUUGGAACUGGUUAUCACUACGUGGAAAGGAGCCACGACCGGCAAAUUGACCCGGCCCCUCUUCGAGCUCCGCUGCUCCAACAACGUGGUGCACAUCCACACCUGCGCUGACUCUUGUGCUGCCCUCGCCAACCUCAUCCAGUACGUGGUCAACAAAGGGGACCAGCACCCGCCCCGUCGGCACGACAGUCCCACUGAGAUUGCGGGACAGAAGGUGCAGUUGUCCGAAAGCCCGGCUUCUCUGCCUACCUGUCCCCCAGCUGAGACGGCGGCCAUCAAUCAGCGGGACCUGACGGAUGCCCUCAUGGAUACCGAGCGUGGAUACCAGGAAAUGACCGGGGAUUGUGGGAUGAGGCGGCAGCCUUCGCCGGUCUCGGUGUAUCUCUUCCCUGGUGAGAAUGGAACAGCAGGCCAAGGAAAGCCCCCCCCACCCGCCGGGACCCCAGUGGGCGAGGGUCUCGAUUUCAGCCCUUCGGAGGACAGCGAAGGGGAGAGCGAAGCCACAGAUGGGUUCUGCAUUUUGGAUGCUCCGGGAACAGGCAUUCCGCCUCGGGACGGGGAGCCGGUGGUAACCAAGCUCUUGGACGGCCCCGUCCACAUCCGGGAGGGCCACUUCUCCCGGCCCCUGGGCAGCACGGAUUUACUGAGGGCCCCCUCGCACUUUCCCGUGCCCGAGAGCCGAGUCGUGAUGCGGGAAAUUUCGGUGGUCUGGCAUCUCUACGGGGGCAGAGAUUUUGGGCCGGGGCGCUCUCCCCCAGGACACCUGCCUUCCCCCAGGACAAAAUCAAGCUUUCCCAGCACCCGCUCCUCCCCCUCUCGGUCUUCGGUGCCCAGCCGACCCCAGAGCUCCUGGCGGGCGCAAGGAGGCCCCGGCCGUAUCCACGACCUGCUGAUGGAAAUCCAGCUUACUAAGGUGAGUUUCCAGCACGAAUCUUACUCAGGUGGAGCAUCCGAGAAGCUGUCCCUGGAAUCGGAGGAGCAGCCCUUAGCCAGGCAGGUGUUCGUGGUCCAGGAGCUGGAGAUCCGAGACCGCCUGGCCUCCUCGCAGAUCAACAAGUUCCUCUACCUGUACAGCAGUGAGCUCCUCCCCCGGCGGGCCCACUCGAACAUGCUUACUAUCAAAGCUCUUCAUGUCUGCCCCGAAGCUGGCGUGGGGGGUCCCGAGUGCUGCCUGAGGGUCUCCCUGAUGCCUCUCCGACUCAACAUAGACCAGGACGCCUUGUUUUUCCUCAAAGACUUUUUCACCAGCGUGGCGGCCAGCAUCAACCCUGUCGUGCCCAUGGAAGCCGGAUCUGAAGGUCGGGUCGAGUCCCCAGGGAAGGACUCGGAGGCAGCCGAGAGGAUGAUGGCAACUUCGGUGGAGACCACAGCCAGCGAGAACAGCUCCAGCGCUUCCUCUUCCUCCGAGCAGCCCAUUUAUUUCCGGGAGUUCCGGUUCACCUCCGAGGUCCCCAUCUGGCUGGAUUACCACGGGAAGCACGUCAGCGUGGACCAGGUGGGCACCUUCGCUGGCAUUCUGAUCGGUCUGGCUCAACUCAACUGCUCCGAGCUGAAGCUGAAGAGACUCUGCUGUCGCCAUGGGCUGCUUGGGGUGGAGAAGGUGGUCAGCUACGCCCUGACUGAGUGGCUGACGGACAUCCGUAAAAACCAGCUGCCGGGCAUCCUGGGAGGAGUCGGGCCCAUGCACUCCUUCGUGCAGCUCUUCCACGGCCUGCGGGACCUCUUCUGGCUGCCCAUUGAGCAGUACCGCAAGGACGGGCGCAUCAUCCGUGGCCUGCAGCGUGGCGCCGCCUCCUUCGGCACCUCCACCGCCUCAGCGGCCCUGGAGCUCAGCAACCGGCUGGUGCAGGCGAUUCAGGCCACGGCCGAGACCGUCUAUGACAUCCUGUCUCCCACGGCUCCGCCAUCUCGCUCUUUGCCGGACAGGAAGUACGCCCGUAAACUACGGCGGGGCCAUCAGCCGGCAGAUCUACGCGAGGGGGUAGCCAAGGCCUACGACACCAUGCGUGAGGGCGUCCUAGACACGGCCCAGACCAUCUGCGACGUGGCCGCUCGUGGGCACGAGCAGAAGGGCAUCACGGGGGCUGUGGGCGGCGUCCUGCGGCAGAUCCCUCCCACCGUGGUCAAGCCACUGAUCGUGGCCUCCGAGGCCACCUCCAACCUCCUGGGCGGUAUGCGCAACCAGAUCAAACCUGAUGCCCUGAAGGAAGAAUCUCUCAAAUGGCGCUUGGAAGAGACCCAGGAUUAGCAGGGGGGGGGGUUCCUCUCCCCCCCAUGGAUCCAAACCACGGACCCAGGCCCGCAGGGUCAUUUGCACAGCCACGGAGGAGUUGGCCAGACCUGUGAGGAAAGGGGGGUGGGGUCCAAUAUGGCCUCAACACCUGCACAUCCUGCACAGUUUGUGAGAGGUCAGCGGCCAUCUCCUCCCGCCUCGCCCUUCUUUCUGUACUUUUGGGGGGGUCUCCCUCCCCCCCUUCCUUUGAUGCAUGGUCUGCAACUGUGUUUUCUCCCCCCCACCCACCCCCACACAAAAGCACUUGGGGGGGGAGGAAGAGGAGGAGGGGAGAGAAAAAUAACUUUGAGAUUAAAUAGGAUGUGACUCGUUUUCAUGCUCUCGCUUGCUUGGAUCCUGGUCAGAUCCUGGCUUAAUUGCGGGCAGGUGGGCUCUUUGGAUUGGGGCCAGCCCGGAAAACCCAGAUAUUACGGCCGUGGCAUUUGCCUUCACCCGGUUCCUCUGCAGCCCGCGUGGCAGGAAGAGGAGCCCCCGGACAGAGUUUCCAAACCAGGCGGGGGCCGCGCUGGGCUGCCAUCGCUGGGAUUCAAACAGACGUGGGUUUUUGUUUUUUGUUUUGCAAAGGAGCUGAGUUCGAAAGAGUUGAGCCGGCUGUCCUGCGGUUGCCCGAAUGGCAUUUUGACUAUUUGGGGGGGGGUGUUUUUUGGGGGGGACUUUCUGGGAAUUCUCUCCUGCUUUGGCAUAUCCUGCGAUCCAGCUCAGAAUGUUGAGGCAAAAAGAUGGUUUAUUGUUUUGAGGCCAAAUGUGUGAUGUAUCCAAU